Molecule: messenger RNA, 936 nt
Organism: Osmia lignaria (orchard mason bee)
Lineage: Eukaryota; Metazoa; Arthropoda; Insecta; Hymenoptera; Megachilidae
Gene: eIF3j
Product: eukaryotic translation initiation factor 3 subunit J
Cellular component (GO): cytoplasm; eukaryotic translation initiation factor 3 complex
Molecular function (GO): translation initiation factor activity
Source: RefSeq, a predicted model, not a curated record
ACCACCACUAUCUUGCAAGGAAGGCACACGCUUUUCUCGCGCAGUAUGGCUCGCUCGAUUCCAGUCGUGAUCCGUUCGACCACGUUAAUUCGUAGAGGUUUUCUUUCGUUUACGAACCAAAUCGUGCGCAAAUAAUCCAGAAUUCAUCAUGGAUGACGAAUGGGAUGUCGAAAACGCAGAGGCGAAAUUCGACCUGGCUAUCAGAUCCAACAAGUGGGAGGGUGAAGAUGAAGAUGAAGACGUCAAGGAUAGCUGGGAAGAUGUCGAAGAAGAGAAGAAAGAUGUAGAAAAACCCGCUGAGGUGCCUAAGGCUAAGCCAAAGCCAAGGAAAGCUUUGGCAGAAAGAAUUGAAGAACGUGAGAAAAAAGCGAGAGCAGAAGCAGAAAGAAAAGCUAAAGAAAAGGAAGAGGCAUUGACACCAGAGGAGAGGAGAGCAGAACAAUUGAGACGUCAGAGGCUUCAAGAGGAAGCCGAUCUACGUCUUGCUAUGGAGACUUUUGGUGUCACAGAAGAGUCUGUGUUGAGCCUGGACACUACAGUGCCUAACACAAAAGAAGAAUUUGAACAGUAUGGAAGUGUACUUACACAGAAGUUAAACCAACUUGCUAAAAGUGCUGAAUUUCCUCCAUUUGCAGAAGAACUUAUUAAAUGCGUUGCUCUUAAUUUACCCUCGAUGCAUUUGAAGAAAGUAAAAACAAUGAUUGAUAAUUUGUUAAUUGAAAAACAGAAGAUUGAGAAAGGCGAGAAGGCGAAAAAGAACAAAGGCAAGGGAAAGGCAAAACUGAAAAUUGAGGGGGACAAUACUCUUUUGAGCGAAUAUGGCGACUAUGUUUACGAUGAAUAUGAUGAUUUCAUGUAGCGACCUUUUCAUCCCAUAUUCUUAUUUCCUAUUUCCUUUUCUAGUCGCCUAAAUACAUGCAGAUGGUUAUUAACAUU